AAGUGGAGGAUUCAUCAGAAGACCAGCAAGGAGGCUAAUGAUUAUCUUGGAGAAGCCAAAGAGAUCCGCGGCUCAGAGCAGGUACGCAUCCCAACAUAGAAGCGUCCAGGGGUACAUGGAGAUAGAGAGGAAUUUCCAACAGGGAGGAGAAGAAUGGGAAACAAGGGAAACCAUAUAAGCAAGUGAAGAUGAGUAAACUGACAGCUGUUCAACACUGACAAGGACGUACGUCUGUCUGCUGGUUCCCCUUUUUCCACAUUAACUUGGGUCAAAUGGAAGAGACAACUACUUUUAUAAUUCCAGACACAUCUAUUGUGUCAACUUCUAUAGAUGCUGAUUAUGAUCCUGGGUCGACUGAAGACACAGGGAUGUGUGAAAGGAACUGGGUGAGGGACUUUCGCGGCCAGUACGAGCCACCUCUCUUCUGGAUCAUCUUCAUCCUUGGGGCUGUGGGUAACCUGCUGGUGGUUUGGAUUUACCUCACCGUGCGCAACCGCCUCAAAACAAUGACCGACGUCUACCUGCUGAACCUGGCCGUGGCGGACCUCCUCUUCCUGUGCACGCUGCCCUUCUGGGCGGUCGACGCCGUCAACGGCUGGGACUUUGGGAGCAGCUUUUGCAAAAUAGUGUCCGCCGUCUACAAGGUCAACUUCUUCAGCAGCAUGCUCCUCCUCACCUGCAUUAGCGUGGACCGCUACAUCGCCAUCGUGCAAGUGACCAAAGCUCAGAACUUCAAGAAGAAGAGACUGUUUUACAGCAAACUUGCUUGCCUCUGUGUCUGGUUCGUCUCCACCCUCCUGGCCCUACCUGAGUUUAUCUUUGCUGAGGUGAAGCUGGAAGGCGAAGAGGGAAAUUCCUUUUGCACCAUGGUCUACUGGAACAACGCGUUCAACCGGACGAAGAUCCUGGUGCUGUCCUUGCAAAUUUGCGUGGGCUUCUGCCUUCCUCUGCUGGUCAUGGUCUUCUGCUACUCGGUGAUCAUCCACACGCUCCUGCGGGCCAAAAGCUUUGAAAAGCACAAGGCCCUGCGCGUCAUCUUCGCCGUGGUGUUUGUGUUCGUUCUCUCCCAGCUCCCUCACAACACUCUCCUGAUUGUGGAAGCCACGCAGGCGGCCAAUACCACCAUCACGGACUGCACCACCGUGAUUCACGUUGACGUAGCUGGACAGGUCGCCAAGAGUCUGGCCUUCACCCACGCCUGCCUCAACCCCUUCCUGUACGUCUUCAUCGGAGUUCGGUUCAGGGAAGACCUCACGAGGAUAGUGAAGUCGUGCGCUAGUGGCGCGGGCAAAGGAGGGUUCAGUAAAACGCAGGCCGUUCCCAAACGUCCAUCUGUCAUGUCAGACACUGAAACCACCCCCGCCCUAUCCAUAUAGAUAUUUCCAAAAUACUACACCUGAGACCUGAGCCUAGUAAUCAUAUUUCAAAUUGGAUUCCUGAUGCAUUAAUUACCACAAACAGAUGAACCAUAACAUUUGCUACUCUGGAAAACCACCAAUCUUUACUCAUAUUCUGACAGUUACUGACAUAUUUGUUCACUGGAAUACCUGUACAAACUCUAUUGAUAUGUAAAUAUUGUGUGUGUUUUUUGUUUACUUUCCAUCACGUAUGUGUUGUGUGCAUCUCUGUUGUGAUUGAAAAUGAACUGUAUUUGUAACUUUUAAAUGUAACAUCAACCAUUAAAGAUUUAAAGAAAUUAAGAAAA
Molecule: messenger RNA, 1705 nt
Organism: Fundulus heteroclitus (mummichog)
Lineage: Eukaryota; Metazoa; Chordata; Actinopteri; Cyprinodontiformes; Fundulidae
Gene: ccr9b
Product: chemokine (C-C motif) receptor 9b
Exons: 5
Coding region: 273-1376 (367 amino acids)
Biological process (GO): G protein-coupled receptor signaling pathway; immune response; chemotaxis
Cellular component (GO): membrane
Molecular function (GO): chemokine receptor activity
Source: RefSeq, a predicted model, not a curated record